AGGAUACCCUGAUCCGGGUCUCUCUGAGACUGGAUAUAGUUGCAUACAGAAGGGCACGAGGUCGUGCCCACACACAUACCCACGCGUACUUGAUAAAGAUGCGUCUUGUACGCUUUUCUAUCUCUGGUCCUCUUUUCCUUUUUUCCCUUUCUUUUCCAGGAUACCCCCAGGUCUCUUUAGAUGAAGUAUUUCAUCUAGACAAUUCGGCAAAACCAGACUUUCGCACGUGCACGAGCAAGCACUACGUACGAUAUGCAGGGAUUGCGCACACAUACCACACAAGCAUACAUGCGUGGCGAGGUAACUGGAGUGGUGCCGGCUGACGGGGUUUCUUCUCUGAGUUGGUGUCGGAGGCUGAAGGUUACGGGUG
Messenger RNA from Durotheca rogersii, 370 nucleotides. RefSeq lists its product as uncharacterized. The transcript has a single exon. Bases 99 to 323 code for a protein of 74 amino acids. The record is from RefSeq and is a predicted model, not a curated record. NCBI's taxonomy places the organism in Eukaryota, Fungi, Ascomycota, Sordariomycetes, Xylariales, Xylariaceae.